AUGCUCGGUGUCGGUGCUGGAGUUGUGAUUAUCCUUGAGACUGGUCUAUUGGAAGAUACAAUAGUAACCACUCAUCUUUGGUGUCGCAUUCCUCGCCGCUCUCGCCUCCCUCCGGACUCAAAAACACCAGCGCAGAAGCAAUCAGAAUUACUCGGCCGUCUCCGACGUCUCGAAUCAGUCGUUACAGAGCUUGCGGCGCAGGUAGAGGAUGAAAAUGGGGCCAAGGUGAUGAUGGGUCAGAGAACUGUGGAUGCUUCUGGUACAGACUCUUCUUGGGCUACGUCAUCUGUUCAACUGACUGACUCGGCCGAGGAACAAGAGGUAGAAGAAAAUGAGGAUUUCGGAAGACUUGUCGUUGACAAAGACGGAGGACUUCACGUUGGGAAUCGGUUUUGGACUGUAUUCUGCUCAGAGGUCGAUAAUAUUCUCCAAGCUGUUCACGACGUAGCAGACUACUCAGACGACUCAAUCAUGACUGAACCAUCUACAAACGGAGAGCCAGCACCUCUUAGCCAUCUAGGCUUUGUCUUUGGGAGUGCAGAAUUCGCCAAAGCUCUCGACGGUCUUAACCCCAUGCCUUCUCAGAUGCUGUUCAUCUGGCAGGCUUAUGUUGAGAAUGUUGAUCCCUUCAUCAAGAUCUUACAUAUCCCGACCGUGGAAAAGAUUAUUAAGGAAUUAAAGGGAAACUUCAGUUCGUGUGGGACUGCUACAAAAGCUUUGUUGUUUGCCAUCUCACUUGCGGCGAUCACGUCUAUGGAUGAGGAGACGGUGUCGUUCAACUUCAACACACCCAAGGGUCAGCUCUUACAGCGAUAUCAGUUCGGUACAGAGCAAGCACUUGCACGCGCCAACUUUUUAUCGACCAAGGACAUCACUGUUGUUCAAGCGCUGGUCAUAUAUCUAUCUUUGCUGCCCAACAUCGGCGCUCAAGAUAAAGUCUUCCCGUUGACAGGGUUGGUUCUAAGAUUAGCGAAGGGGGCGGGUCUUCAUCGUGAAGGCGACGAGAACCAAUACAACCAGCUUCAAAGAGAAACCAGACGUCGCCUAUGGUGGCAAAUCUGCUUCAUAGAUUCAGCCAGUCGACGACCUGAUGCUUCUGACUUAUCCAUCUCACCCGCAUCUUUCAGCACAGGACUCCCCACCAACUCAAACGACAUCGAUCUAGACGGUUCAACAGCACAGAUCCCAAACCCAGACCAGGGCUCAACAGGUGUAACUCUUUGCCUCAUUCGUUGCGAGCUAUGGUAUCUCACACAAGCAAUUCGGGCAGAUAAGACAAGCUCUAUCGAAACACGUCUCGGCCUCUUCAACGCCUUGAAAGAAAAGGUCGAAAAAACCUAUUUCCAACACCUUCAGCAAGACCUAGCAUGGGACUCUUUCAUCAGAACAAUGGCAAAGCUCUUCUUCGCCAAAGUUGAGCUCGUCAUCCGUCGCCAAUCAAGAGAUCAAGAACCAACAGAUGAACUCCUCCGCCCGUCUAUUGAAGUCAUUCGCUGCGUGCAGCUCCUCAAGUCAGAACCUUCAUGGGUGAAGUGGAGAUGGCAGUUGCAAGGACAGAUGCCAUGGCAUGCGAUGGGUGUUUUCUUGCGUCAAGUCUCCCACCAUUCCUGGACGCACGAACUGGAAGAUGCAUGGGCUGCUACGAAUGCGUUGAAAGAUACAGCGACAAAGGAUAUAAGGACAGGAUAUCUAUGGAAAUCACUCAUGGAGUUAUACGCAGAGGCAGAACGACAUCGUGAGAAAGAACUGAAGCGUCAAGGCGAUAAGGCACAGCAUACACUCCAACGAGGCGAUCGUGUCAACUCAGACGUACAACAGAUGCUCGACAACGCGGGCAAAGAAUCGUCUGAGAUACCAGUUAACCAUCCCCUCAUCGACACAUCGACGUUUGACUCAUCACUUCAUAUUUCUCCACCAGCAGACAAUGGUGCUUUGUCCGUGGAACGACUGUCAACUGCAUUAGGUACUGCGUCCGAUGAUCUUCCUUCUUGGGAGCAGUCAGGUGGGGGUAUGGAUCUUGGACAGGGCGACUCUUUUGGGAAGAUUAACAUGAACGGAGAUGGUGACGGGGUUGAUUGGGAGGCUCUGAUGGAUCUUGAUGAGACUUGGAACUGGGAUUUCUUGUAG
Messenger RNA from Fusarium coffeatum, 2127 nucleotides. RefSeq lists its product as uncharacterized. The transcript is spliced from 3 exons. Bases 1 to 2127 code for a protein of 708 amino acids. Gene Ontology annotation, molecular function: DNA binding; zinc ion binding. Lineage: Eukaryota; Fungi; Ascomycota; Sordariomycetes; Hypocreales; Nectriaceae. The record is from RefSeq and is a predicted model, not a curated record. Gene Ontology annotation, biological process: DNA-templated transcription.